Sitodiplosis mosellana (orange wheat blossom midge) is the source of this 2940-nucleotide messenger RNA. It is a transcript of the gene Mtpalpha, whose product is annotated as trifunctional enzyme subunit alpha, mitochondrial. Gene Ontology annotation, biological process: fatty acid beta-oxidation. The coding region runs from base 339 to 2657 and encodes 772 amino acids. Gene Ontology annotation, cellular component: mitochondrial fatty acid beta-oxidation multienzyme complex; mitochondrion. NCBI's taxonomy places the organism in Eukaryota, Metazoa, Arthropoda, Insecta, Diptera, Cecidomyiidae. The transcript has 7 exons. Gene Ontology annotation, molecular function: enoyl-CoA hydratase activity; NAD+ binding; long-chain (3S)-3-hydroxyacyl-CoA dehydrogenase (NAD+) activity. The record is from RefSeq and is a predicted model, not a curated record.
GACAAGUCGCUCUUGGUUUUCUUGGUGUGCUUCGGUAUAUUUGUCAACAAUUUCAGGCUGCUGUCAGUGUGCUACAUACACGUAGUGCAUAUUACUGACAGUGCGAGUGUGUGUGCGAAAGUAUUUUAGCUGCGACUUUCUUUUCACUCAUUCGUCGACCAUCAUUACAGUGUUUGUCAUCGUAAUAACAUUUAGCCGCUACCGAUUAGAAUAUUUUUCUUUCUUAAUUUGUUCAUUUUCGUUUGAGAAAUUCUUGUCAUAUUUGUCUACAUUUAAUCAUAACCUAAAUAGUACUAACCGAUUUCGAAAGUGUUCCACAUAAACGAGCGAUAAAAAAAAUGGCAAGUGUACGAUUUUUUCGGGCAGCAACUCUACUUACAAAAACGCAAACAUGUUUUCUGAAAAUCAAUCCAACAGUUGCUGUCGGUGUAAACAAGCGUUACUUAGCAUCUGAUGCGGCGUCGGGUCAAUACAUCAAAACGAAAAAUGUUGACGGUGUGCUCGUUGCCACUUUGGAUGCCCCAAAUGCGAAGGUUAAUUCCUUGGGAGCCGAGAUGCAGGCGGAAUUUGUCAAGAUUUUGCAAGAAAUCGAAACGAAUCCAAGCGUCACCGCUGCGGUUAUCACUUCAGCGAAGCCAGGCUGCUUCGUUGCCGGUGCUGACAUUUCAAUGCUGGAGAAAUGUAAAACAGCCGCCGACGCAACGAAAAUCUCACACGACGGACAAAUUUUGUUUGAACGGCUUGAAAAAAGUUCAAAACCCGUUGUAGCAGCGAUAAAUGGCGUUUGCUUGGGUGGCGGUUUGGAAUUAGCCUUGGCAUGUCAAUAUCGUAUUGCAACGAAAGACAAGAAAACUUCCCUUGGAUUGCCAGAAGUUAUGCUUGGUUUGUUGCCAGGAGCUGGAGGUACUCAACGUUUACCAAAACUCACAUCGGUUCCGACUGCUUUGGAUUUGGCUUUGACAGGGAAAUCAUUGAAAGCCGACAAAGCAAAGAAAUUGGGACUCGUCGACUUGUUGGUCGCUCCUCUUGGCCCAGGAAUUAAAUCAGCCGAAGAAAACACCAUUGAGUAUUUGGAACAAACCGCCAUUCAAGCAGCUAAGGAUUUGGCCAGUGGCAAAUUGAAGGUGGACCGUUCGAAGAAGGGACUCGUUGCCAAACUCACCGAAACCGCAAUCGGUAUUGAAUUCAUUCGCAAUUAUAUUUUCAAAAAAGCCACAGAUCAAGUUAUGAAAUUGUCCGGCGGUUUGUAUCCAGCACCAUUGAAAAUCCUCGAUGUAAUUCGUACUGGCGUUGAAAAGGGUCCAAAAGCUGGUUAUGAAGCUGAACGUAACGGUUUCGGUGAACUGUCGGCCACGCCACAAUCAAAGGGUUUAAUUGGAUUAUUCCGUGGUCAAACUGAGUGCAAAAAGAAUCGUUUUGGCAAUCCACCAAAUCCAGCCAAGACAAUUGGCGUUCUCGGAGCUGGUCUUAUGGGUGCAGGUAUUGUUCAAGUGAGCAUUGACAAGGGAUACAAUGUUGUUUUGAAGGAUACAAACAAUGCUGGUUUGAGUCGUGGUAUUGGACAAAUUCAAAAAGGAUUUGAAACAGCCGUCAAGCGACGCCGUAUAACCGCCAUUCAGCGCGAUCAGUUCUUGUCUAAUCUCGAAACUACACUAAAUUACGAUUCAUUCAAGAAUGCUGAUAUGGUGAUUGAAGCUGUCUUCGAGAACAUUGACAUCAAACACAAAGUAAUUAAGGAAAUUGAAUCGGUUGUACCGAAGCAUUGUGUCGUUGCAACAAACACGAGUGCUAUUCCAAUUACCAAGAUCGCCGCCGGUAGCUCACGACCCGAACAGGUUAUUGGCAUGCACUAUUUCUCACCAGUCGAUAAAAUGCAAUUGCUCGAAAUCAUCACACAUCCAAAGACCUCAAAAGAAACCAUCCAAUCAGCUGUUCAAGUUGGUUUGAAACAAGGCAAAGUUGUCAUCACAGUUGGCGAUGGCCCAGGUUUCUACACAACACGUAUUUUGUCGACCAUGUUGUCAGAAGCCAUUCGUGUGCUGCAAGAGGGUGUCGUUGAUCCGAAAGAAUUGGAUCGUUUGAGUAAAAAAUUCGGUUUCCCAGUGGGUUUGGCCACAUUGGCCGAUGAAGUCGGUAUUGAUGUCGGAUCCCAUAUUUCCGUUGACUUGUCCAAAGCAUUCGGUGAACGAUUUGCCGGUGGUAACAUCGGUGUGAUGGAAGAUUUCGUCAAGGCUGGUUACAUGGGACGUAAAUCGGGCAAAGGUCUAUUCAUCUAUGAAGGCAAAUCGAAGAACCGUGAACUCAAUCAAGGUGCUUUGGAAAUUCUGAAGCAGAAGUACCAACUCACUCCAAAAGGCGCUGACUCAAUCGAAGACAUUCAGUUGCGAUUGGUUUCAAGAUUCGUCAACGAAGCAGUUUUGUGUUUGGAAGAGAAGAUUUUGCACAGCCCAUUGGAAGGUGAUGUUGGUGCAGUGUUUGGCUUGGGUUUCCCACCAUUCACCGGUGGUCCAUUCCGUUGGGUUGAUCAGUAUUCGGCCAGCAAACUAGUCGACAAAAUGCGUGCAUACGCCGACUUGUACGGAGCACCUUUCCAACCAUCUCAAACACUGUUGGAUAUGGCCAAAGAUUCAUCCAAGAAGUUCUACAAGCAGAACUAAAUUCGUUGAACUUCUUUUCUAUUGUUUGUUCCUCUUUUUUAUGAAAAAAAAGCAUGCUACUUCAUUUAUCGGUUCCCCCCCCCCCCUCGAAAGACAUAUUAUUGCUUGGUUGUAAACGAUCCUUUGCAUUUUAAUCUGUUACAUGAAUUUGUUCACAAAAUCCAGAUGAGAGAAAACAAUACAAAACUAAAAAGCUAAAAAUAAAAAAUGGUAAACUUAAGGCACAUUAUAUGCACUGUUUAAUAAAAUAUUGAAAAUAAAUUUAGUUUGAUAUGAAAAUAAA